Molecule: messenger RNA, 4427 nt
Organism: Cricetulus griseus (Chinese hamster)
Lineage: Eukaryota; Metazoa; Chordata; Mammalia; Rodentia; Cricetidae
Source: RefSeq, a predicted model, not a curated record
CGCUCCUCCCAGGAAAUGUCCUUUGUCCAGCCCCACAGGAAACCCCAGCGAGGAGACAGCGGGCAGCUAGCCCGAGUGCCAGCCCGCGGCCGCACCGCCGCCGCACCCGGCAGACGCGCGGGCGCCAGGCUCCGGCAUUGCGCUCGGAGCUGCCCGGCGCAUCGCAGGAAUCCUUGGUUAUCUCCGUUACCCUUUUCUUGCUGGAUGGAACAGAAAGAUAAUCAGGGUGCGUGUGAACAUCAGACUUCCGCAGACAGAGGUAUGGGUUCUGACUUUGAGAACUCUGAGGACAGAGAAGGGGAUCCAGAAGAAAGAGGAAUGGGCUCCAAUCCACAAGACACGGAAGAGAGGAGCCACCUGGAGCACGAUAUGGACUCUAACCCACAGGAUGACGAUCUAAGAGGGGACUCACAAGAGAGAGAAAUAGUGUCCACUGUCUGUCCAGAAGGGCUGCUGAGUGAGGAAGAAGGGACUGUCCUCCGUGAGGAAGAGGACGACCAGCCUGGCGUGGCUGACAUGGCACUGUUCCCAGGCCUGUCAGAAUCUGACAGUAUAUCCCGGAGUCCCCAGGGAGAGGAAGAGGAGGAGGAAGAGGAGGAAAGCGCUGGGGAGAACCGGCUGAUGGAGGAGGAAGAGCAGUUGCCUCCCCCGAUGCUUCCCUGGAGGCGUCACCUCUCACUGGGGGGUCCACACCGAGGUGACAAACCUGCGCAUCGCCGCUUCCACCGGUUGCAUCACCCCAUGGCCAUGGACCUCGGGGAACUCGACAGCCUCAUGGCCAGCAUCAUGGACGCGCCCACCAUCUGCCCGGACUGCGGGGAGAGCUUCAGCCCGGGGGCUGCCUUCCUGCAGCGCGUGCACACGGGCGAGAAGCCCUACAUGUGCUCCGAGUGCGGCGAGACCUUCAGCGUGAGCUCGCACCUCUUCACGCACAAGCGCACGCACUCGGGCGAGCGGCCCUACGUGUGCCGCGAGUGCGGCAAGGGCUUCGGCCGCAACUCGCACCUCGUCAACCACCUGCGCGUGCACACGGGCGAGAAGCCCUUCCGCUGCGGCCAGUGCGAGAAGCGCUUCAGCGACUUCUCCACGCUCACGCAGCACCAGCGCACGCACACGGGCGAGAAGCCCUACACGUGUAUCGAGUGCGGCAAGAGCUUCAUCCAGAGCUCCCACCUCAUCCGCCACCGCCGCAUCCACACGGGCAACAAGCCUCACAAGUGCACGGGCUGCGGCAAGGGCUUCCGCUACAAGACGCACCUUGCACAGCACCAAAAGUUGCACCUGUGCUAGGGCGGGGGUUAGAAUGAGGCAUCGCUGGGAGUAGACGGCUUGGUUACUGAUUCUGUAGAUGUGGGGGAAAGGGCGGGAGGGAUGGCCUGAGAGUGUAUGGGGGGGGAGCUUUUUAAUGCUUGCCCCUCCCAAGAUGACGGUUAAUAAGAGUUUGUUAUUGCGAGGUGCCUACCUCCUCUAUGGAAGUAACUCUUGGGAGAUGUGCUUGAGUUGAUGGUUUAAAUACACACUGUAAGCAGUGACGAGUUUGGGUGAACAGACGCUUGGAGGAUCCCCGAGGAAGAGGAUUUGACACUGGGUAGAGAGGUUUGGGCUGCUAUGCUUUUGGGAACCGGGAGAGGUGGUUUAGAGUUAUGGGGGUACAAUAAAACGCGGGUAGGAGUAAGUCUGUGACACCUCUCAUACCAGCUUUAGUCAGACCCUUCUCAUUCCUAUAGAAAAGGGUGCUCGGUAUCAACUUCCCUUCCUAUGAGUCACAAUUAGCUGCUAUUUUGAGACAUCCAGGGGAAAUUGGCAGAAAACCUGCACAGUUACUUCAAGGGGGCACCUUGGGUUCAGAAAUCCACUAACAACUGGCUCCCAGAUUUUCUAGGAAAUCCUGCCCUUGGUUCUUCAUGUUGGGUCAGGGUUGCUUAGGUGGAUGGGUGACCCCGACCCAUGUGUAAGUGGGUACUUGCCUGGUCUUAGUCCGGCUUAGUAUGUUAUGUUUCAGGAGAACUGAAGACCACCGUGUUCCCUAAAGUCAACCAACUCAGCUUUGCUGGCUUCAUGUGGAAAAUGCAGGAAAGCUGAGUUCACAGGAUGGCAUGCCUUCAUUUGCAUGUGUGUGCCCUGACCCCAUGAACCCCAACGUCCGCACAAAUUAAUGAGGAAUCUAAUCCAGACAGGGGUUUCUCCCCACUCCCCCCACAUCUGAGAGGCACAGAUUUACACACAGAGGGUACAGUCAGGGAGAGGUGGGAAUGCAAAAUUGCCAAAUAGCACAAAUAAUGAAUGUUUUCUAGUUACACAGAUGCCAAAAUAGCACUUUUGUAUUUACAAAGUGUUUUAUGCUUUCUAAUAAUUGCUAGUGUUUCUCACAUGCUCACGAGGUAAAUCAGUAUUACAAACUAUGUCUUGGGGAAAGGUCUCCUGUAGGAGUGUGGCAGGUCUCUUGAAGGAAGGCUGAGGACCAACUGUGGAUGGUGGAGCCUGACCUUUCGAGUUCUCCAGCUCAGUUGCUAGAAUGAGUUACGUUCUCAUUUAUAUAAUACAGUAAGAACACUAAGCAUUCUUGUGCUUGAUGGAAGACAUAAAGCCUAGAAGGACCAAAGAUGUCCUUAUUGACAAAGCUGGCCUUUGUCACCUGAUUCUAGUGUCCUCACUAUGUUCUAUUUCUAGUAGGGGGCUAUAAUCAAAUGACUUGUAUAGAUUUUGGUUACACUGCAAAUCCCUCCCCUAGAUUAGUCUGUAGAAGUUAGCGACAUGGCAGGCAGUGGUUUUCCUCACUGCAGCUUGUUACCCUAGACUUUCAUGGGAGCCUCAAACUGUUGGACACAGUUGAAGGGGGAAAACCUAUGCGAUUGUUUUUAUGGUUUUAGUGAAGUUUCUGUGAAUGCUAGUUAUUUAUACUUGAUCAUUUGUAUUUUAGUAAUGAUCUUUGAAGGCUGUAGGAAAGCAUGUUUUUUGUCAUUCUAGGAACACUUAAAAAAAAAUCAGAAGAACAUUCGGGCUUGCGUAUUGCCUGCUGAUCUUGUCCACUAAAUCUGUUUAUUGUUCACAGAUGGAACAGACUCUCACACCAGGGACAGUUUUGUAAAACUCUAAUUCUCUUCCAGGUUUUUUUUUUUUUUGUGAGUAGUAACAUGUGCAAAGUCUCAUUAUUUAUUCUGACUUUUGCAGUCUGAAUGCCACAUUUAUGAGAUCUACUUAAAACAAUACAGCCAAUUUGAAAGUAAUCUUUAAUUUUUUUCUUUUUUUUUUCUCUUUUGAGACAGGGUCUGCAUAGCCCUGGCUGUUCUGGAACUCACUCUGUAGACUAGGCUAGUUGUGGAUUCACAGAGAUCCACCUGCCUCUGUCUCCCAAGUGCUGCGAUUACAGACAGGUGCCAUUAUGACUGGCUUAUUAUUGUUAUUUUUUUUUAAAUACACAUCUACCUCUUCUGGCUGUUUUAGGUUCUCUCAAGUGUGUGCCAGUGAAAUCUCAUCCCACUUUCUAUUCUUUACAUAUAUUUUUAGCCACUUAGGGGCUUUGUUUUCUUUUUUGACUUUGUCGUUAUGAUUGCACACAGUAUAGCCGUUAUCAAAUGUGUUACAUAUCAGCAGCUUUAGUGAGUGGGCUCAGUGGGGAGUGGAUACGAAAGCUGGUGUGGAUAAUGGCAGUAGACAUCUUUGGACUUCUGUCCUUUCUAUUGCCACAGAUCAGAGAAUCAGCUACCAUGUUUGCUCAGCAAACUCCUCAGCGGGAGAAACUGUUCAGCCAGCAAUGCACUGCUCUCGUGGUGUAUUUAAAAUGUGAUUCCAUUUCUCUCGAAUCUUCAGGGAACAUGUCUGCCCACAUUAAGUGAGAGUCCGAACACCCAGGUGGUUAUUUCUAGUCUUCUGUCUUAGAAUAAUAGCGUUUCUUCAGGAUACCCUGGUGACUGUGGUUCAUGCUUGAGAUGUUAAAAGUUCCCUCUCUCCAACUCAUUACUGAUGUUGGAGGCCUUUGUACUAUUUAUUUCCUGGGGCAUUCCGUCAAAAGCAGGCUUUCUUUGCUGUCCUUUACUAAGCCAAACUCGCCCAAGUUUAUGGGCUUAAAUGACUUAGUUCUGAAGUGGAGGAAUAUAAGCAGUUAGCCCUUUGAGCCACGUGGUCAGUCCAGAGGCUGUAUAUAUGUGAAAAGUAAAACUUUAAAAAAAUGUUCACAGACAAUCUGAACUGUGUUUCUGAAGUUUGUGCACACUUUUCAUUGUAGUGCUAUUUUACAUCUGUUUGUUAACGUAGUAAGUAAUUUAAUGAUCCUAAUAGUACCUGAUUCUGUGAGUGUGCUUGUGGAUGUGAGAAUUGCCUUCUUUUCAGGUUGUUUUAUUUAAUGAUGGUUCCUUGGUCAGCAUCUUGGUGUUCAGCAAUGAAUAUGGGAUAUUUGUCAUUAAAUUCCUGUCAGUCUUUUAUCAUUC